CGCGAGUCUCCGCACCGCCCAUUGCUGACGAUCCUUAUUGCGACUAUCUGAUUAUCGUCUCUAGCUGCUGUGCAUCUAUGAGUUCCUAAUCUUUCCCCAAGCGACAAGCAUCCUAUCAUCGCGGUCGGCUGAACCGCCCAGCUCCGCGGACCCGAUCAUGGAAGGCGCAGGGACUCUAUUUGCAAGCCAAGGGAGCUGACUCCCCUCACAUACCCCGGAACCGACGUUCCCAUUGCUGUAGCUGGCAGUGACAUGUAAGCUGCUGAGGAUCUGGUAGCGUUCCUCGAUUUUCAGGUCUAACCUCCGUCACUACUGCGAAAACCUCGAUUCGUCAAGAUGCUCGUCCGCGCUCUGAAGAUUCCGCCGGCUUUUCUGCUCCUCUUCCUCUUUCUCGCUUUCUUUGGAUGGCAGCUCAGCCAGGGUCCUUCUCACGAGGAAGGCUCUGUGAGUAUGGCACCUGUCCCUGCGGAGGCGCCUGCCCAGCUACCGGCUGAGAGGAAGACGCCCCGCAUCGCUAUGAUGACUUUCGUGACCGAGGAGCGCUCAUAUCACCAUCUUUCGCUCAAGAGCAAGGAUCACUAUGCGCGCCGCCAUGGCUACGAUUUUAUCGUCGACUACGAAUCGCAUACGGAUCGCGCUGUAAUCUUCUGGAAGUACAACAUGGCCGAGCGCCUCAUCAAGACUGGCAAAUAUGAUUGGAUAUGGUGGCUUGACUUCGAUACUCUAGUCACCAAUACAGAUAUCAAGGUCACGGACAUCAUCGAGGAGGAACUCGCGAACGUCACGAACCCUGACGCGAUCGAUUAUCUUACCACGCACGAUUGCAACGGCUACAACUCUGGGUCGUUCCUCGUUCGAGGCCACGAGAGGUCACUGAAGCUGAUACACGACUCUUUCGCAAUCCACGAUGAUCCGAAGAACAAAGACAAACAAAUGAGCGAGCAAGACGCUACGGUUCAGCUGCUCAAAGACGACAAGACUGUGGCUGAGACUGUGCACCGAGUUCCUCAAUGGAAGCUGAAUGCAUUUCCCCAUGAGAUCGCGUGCUUUGAUGAUUCAAACCAGGUGUGGAAGCGCGGGACAUUUGUUAUACACUUUGCUGGAGCCUGGGCGCAUGUGAAGGGUAGCGAUCCAACUGGCCAGCUGAUGAAGAAAUACCAAGACGAGAUUAUCUGGGGCGACUGGCGGGAGUUUUACGACCAGUGAUUGGGGCAGUAUUAAUGGCCUGAACAUACAGCGAGUUUUCUAUGGUCUUCAUAUACCUAUAUCAUUGAACCUACCCUACUAACCGAGUUACACCCGUCAACAGUUCAGAUAUGUACCAGGAAGCUUACAUGUAACGGAGCGUAUCCAGCUUACUGCCAGACAUAGCUAAUGUGCGUCAAGAAAGUCGGAACAAUGUGUCACGUACAGGGUAGUUGUUCAGCCUUCAAUAUACGAGUAAUGACAGCAUAGGGUCCACUACAAGAGCCCGGAU
This is a messenger RNA of Didymella exigua CBS 183.55, 1477 nucleotides long. Its product is annotated as glycosyltransferase family 34 protein. The transcript is spliced from 2 exons. Gene Ontology annotation, molecular function: glycosyltransferase activity. Gene Ontology annotation, cellular component: Golgi membrane. The coding region runs from base 337 to 1206 and encodes 289 amino acids. The record is from RefSeq and is a predicted model, not a curated record. Gene Ontology annotation, biological process: protein N-linked glycosylation. Lineage: Eukaryota; Fungi; Ascomycota; Dothideomycetes; Pleosporales; Didymellaceae.